Chenopodium quinoa (quinoa) is the source of this 3221-nucleotide messenger RNA. RefSeq lists its product as uncharacterized. Bases 235 to 2841 code for a protein of 868 amino acids. NCBI's taxonomy places the organism in Eukaryota, Viridiplantae, Streptophyta, Magnoliopsida, Caryophyllales, Amaranthaceae. The transcript has 11 exons. The record is from RefSeq and is a predicted model, not a curated record.
AUCAUUUGGUAAGAAUUCUUACCUCAAAUCCUAGGGAUUUAGAGUAUGAGUUUUAUCAAGCAAGAAUAUUUGAACAGAGAUUGUGGUCACUCUACAAACAAAUAAGGACGGAGGACAAAAUAAAGUGAUUGAAAAUUUAUUGUAAAAACAACCCAAUUAAAUACUUGGUGGAUUUGACUCAUUUGAGCAAUAUUAUUACUGCAAUUCAUUCUUCCUUCAACCUUCCAAACCUCCAUGGAUUCCUCGCUAGUGUCGAGGUUAAAGAGAGAGAAUGCCGAAAUGGCUAUGAAACUCAACAAUUCUUUGAAGGAAAACAGAAAUUUAACCAAAGAAUUGGAGCAAUUGAAGAAGGAUCAUGGCGAAUUGCUACUCAUCAACAACGAUAAUCAGCAAAAACUUCCCGAGUCAAGGAUCGAGUGCGAAGAUCUAACAGAGAGACUAUCUGCAGCAAAUGAGGAAAUUCAGAGGUUAAAGCUCGAAUUUGGGGGAAAAAUUAGGGUUUUAUCGAACGAGGUUAAAGUUUUGAAGAAGCAAAAAGGAGAUUUGAAUGAGAAAAUUGGGGAUUUAGGGGAGUAUACGGCGAGAAUUGAAGGACAACUGGUUGAUUGUAGGUUGCAAUGUCAGAAAUUGAAGGAAAAAAUCACCAAGUUCGAGGAGAAAAAUCCAGAAAAAUCGAGGAUUACAGUGAAGAAUGACAAGUUAGAGAGGAAAUUGAGUAGUGUAAUGACUGCUACAAAUGAGCGAUUUCGAUCUUUUGAGAAACGCAUCUUAGAAUUGGAGCGAGUUGCUGCAAUUUCUUCUGGUUCAGGUCCACAGUUGGUUGACACAAGGCACACAACUCAAGUCAUGCAAGAAGGCCAAGAACAGGAGAAUUAUGGGCUUGAAGAAGAACGUGAAGGGCUUGUUGGAGCCCAAUCUGGUCAUGAAACAACAAUCAAUAAAGAGAAGAUGGCUUCAUCAAUGCCAAGUCUGAAAACGACUAGUGCAGCUCAUAUCAAGGCACAUACAGAGAGUUUUGGGUCUGACACAAGACCCACUAAGCCUGUUGGAACCCGGUCGGUUUCUGAAACACCCACUUCCGAAGAGAAUUCAGCAUCUUCUACACCAUGUGUUCACAAAUCUCCAUCAGUAUCUCCGUCCGUUGCUGAGAUAAGUAGUUCUGAUGACGAUAGAGUAUUAUCUUUGCGCAAAGGUCAUAAAAGGAAGCCAUCAUCAUCAUCUGAUGUUUCUAACAAGGAGGAUGGUGCCGGCUCCAAGAAAAACAGCUCAAAGGAAUGGACAAUGUUUAAGAAUGGAAAAGCUUCAGCAUUUGAGAAAGCUCAAAUUGCAUCGACCGAACCAAUGAUGACAGAUUAUGAAAGGUUAAUGAACAUUGAAGAAAAUGCCAUGAGAUUGAAUACUUUAGGGAAGGAGAAAGUCACUGACAGUAGUGAGCAUGAUCAAGACUAUGUACCUGAUGAUAACCAUGACUCAGCUGACGAGUCUUUUGACGGUGAUCAAGAGCCAGAGGUGUUUACUGAAGUAGAAGUACGUUCAACACCGAAGUCUGUACCAAAGAAGAAGGCAAGGGCUAGAGAGCAUGAACUUAGGAAGAAAAAGAAGCAAAAAUUGUGCCCUUCUUUGGCAUUGGAUGAUUACAUGACGAUGCAAGAAAAAGUGGAUAUAACUGAAGCAAAUCAAUUAGAGGUAGAAGUAAAUAUACCGGAACAAGAUCGCUUAAGAUCUAAACAUCAAUAUUCUGACAUAGAUCCAUCGGAAAACCAAGAGAUGACCACUCUCUCGGAAAAUGAAGGUCAAAAUAGAAAGGGCCGAGGGCCGUCAAAGUUAACUAAUGUUUAUGCUCGCAAAUGGGAAGAUCGCGUUGUUAUUUGUUGCAACGACGAAGGAAAACCUAUUGGACCUAAAAGAUCUGAGCUCACCAGAUUUUUAGGAACCAUUGCCCAUAAUCACAAGUGGGCACCUUUAACUUACAUUAGUUGGCAAAAAGUUCCAAACAAGGAGAAGAUAUGGAAAUUUGUAAAUAGUAAGUACAUCCUUCCAGCAAAAUUAAAAGGUUGGGUAAUGGGGAAGCUUGAUUCAUCUUGGAGGGUUUUCAAAUGCCGAAUCAAAAGAAACCAUUACUAUAAGUAUGACAGCUAUGAAGAGAGACUGAAGCAUCGUCCGAAAAGAGUGCCUGAAUCACACUUUAAAACACUUCUAGCAUAUUGGGAUUCUAACGAGGCAAAGAAAACAAGCUUGCAGAAUUCUCGAAAUCGCCAAGAACAAGAUAAAAUGCGCACAGCUAGCCCUGUUCCUUUGGCUGUGAUUAAUAACCAGAUGGAAGAUGAUGUGGCACCAUCUAAAAGAAAGACGUUUGCGAAAACUCGAAGCCAGAAAGAAGUGGAAACAAAUGAUCAAUCUGAUGAUGAUACACUCAAGAAGACUCAAUCAAUGAGGCGAUUGGAAGCCUUGCAAGCAGAUCAUGGACGAGGUGUUUCCCACAAGAAGCUCAAGGAGAAAGGAGCAGAUACUUCUUUAAUUAUACCAAAGGAGGUCAUGGAGUCCAUCAAAAGUGCCAUAACAGCUGAUGUGCAGAAUAAUAUGAGUUCUGAAGAAGAUGAAUUAGUGAAAGAAAAGCAACCUCAUGUUGCACAAGUAGCUGAGACGCAGAGCAGAUCUGAGAAGCUUGAAUGCCAGGCCUCUAAAGUACAAGAUAUGCAAAAGAAUUUUGACACUCAUGAGGAAACCAUGACUCUUGAUGUGGUUGCUUUAGCUCUUGCACGUCUACGCCGAAAGGACCCUAGCUUGACACCAGAAAUGAUUGCUAAUGUUAUUGCAUCAACUGCUACAAAUGGUGCAUAACGUAACUUUGAAUGUGUUUCGUGAUUAUUUUCAGAUUUCAGCUCAUUUUGCUGUCUUCGAGACUGGUUCAGAGUUUUGAAGUUGCUGAUUCUGUGUUUACAAGUCUGUCAUAAUUCUUAUCUUACCCCUGGCUUCUUGUUAUUGUUGAGCAAAGCCUGUGUUUUAGUUUUGAUAUGCUGGUUGGUUUGCAGUUUGUACCCAUGUCUGUUCAUUUGCUAGGCAAGUUGCUGGGUAUUUUUUCAGAUAGCUCUGUCUCUUCCUUGUAAUCCUUAGCCUUGCUCUUGUAUUGUCUUUUUAACUUGGUAUAUUUUUUAGUUACAGGAUGUGUAAAAAUGCUCAGAUAUGUUUAAGAACUUCUAAUUAUUGAAAAUGCUACUCUA